Messenger RNA from Cyphellophora attinorum, 489 nucleotides. Its product is annotated as histone H3-like centromeric protein hH3v. Gene Ontology annotation, cellular component: nucleosome. Gene Ontology annotation, molecular function: DNA binding; structural constituent of chromatin; protein heterodimerization activity. The record is from RefSeq and is a predicted model, not a curated record. The transcript is spliced from 2 exons. Bases 1 to 489 code for a protein of 162 amino acids. NCBI's taxonomy places the organism in Eukaryota, Fungi, Ascomycota, Eurotiomycetes, Chaetothyriales, Cyphellophoraceae.
AUGGCGCAGAAGCGCGCCACGCCCAAAGGCAAAGGCCGCGCAUCUACAGGCGGCAAGAGUACAGCUGCCGGCACUUCAAAAGCACGAGCUAGCACAGGGAGGAAAAGCACAGGAGGGAAGCGCACGUCCACCGGUCGGACACAACCCGGUGACCCCGUUCCCAAUCGCAAGCCUCAUCGAUUCAAACCCGGCACAAUAGCAUUGCGCGAGAUUCGACGAUACCAGCAAUCGACCGACCUCUUACUACUCAAACUUCCCUUUGCCCGCCUUGUCCGCGAAGUCGCACAGGAUAUCUUACCUAGGGGGUCACAAGAGUUCCGGUGGCAGAGCCAAGCGAUCAUGGCUUUGCAGGAGGCGACCGAGGCGUUUCUGGUGCAUCUGUUUGAGGAUACGAAUCUGUGUGCAAUACAUGCGAAAAGGGUCACGAUCAUGCAGAAGGACAUUCAGCUGGCAAGGCGGUUGCGCGGCGCCUGGGGUGGGAUGGGUUGA